Molecule: messenger RNA, 8055 nt
Organism: Coregonus sp. 'balchen'
Lineage: Eukaryota; Metazoa; Chordata; Actinopteri; Salmoniformes; Salmonidae
Source: the annotation of a GenBank genome assembly
AUGUGCUCUGUAGUCUGCCAGAGACUGGCACUGGGUAAUCUGUCUUUUCUUUUCUGCAUUUGACUUUCCAAUGCAAUAUGUCAUAACAUGAGCCUCAAAAGAGUUUUGCUGAACAGUUGUUCCGAAAGUCCUUUCACUCUUCUUAUUUCCCUUUUAUUAGAACUGACAGAAUUUUUAGAUGUCCCUUACCGUCAUUGACAUUUUGAUAUAUUACAUCUUUCUAUAAGCCACCAUGAAAAGUCACAUUGAAAAAUUCAAUUAAACAAAUCCAAUAAGCACAACUAAGAGAUUGCAGGCACACAUGACUUUGGGAGUCUCAGUGCUGAACCCACUAGCCCUCUCAGCCCCUUUGUUAGACUGUUGGAUUGCCAUAGUUUAUCUAAUGCUGUUCUUCUUUGAUAAGAGAUGAGACAAACACAUUUCCCAUUAGAAAAUAAAGUUCCACAAAACUAACUGAUUUCCUGUCUGCUGUGGAUCCUACUGGCACCCUGCAGUAAACUCGGCCCACUCGUGUGAGUUGUUGGAGCGGGAGAAGGAUGAGGUGCGUGGGGCAUUGGAGGGCGAGCUUCAGACGAUGCAGGAGCAGCACCACACGGAGCUGGCCCAGCUGGAGGAGAGGCUCAGGGUGUUCUACCAGGCCGAGUGGGACAAGAUCCAUCUGACCUACCAGGAGGAGGCAGACCGGUGCAAGGCCUUAAUGGAGCAGCAGGUACAAUAAAGCUACUGGAUGCAUCCCUAAUGGCACCCUAUUCCAUAUAUAGUGCACUACUUUUGACCAGAUCCAUAUGGGCCUUGGUCAAAAGUAGUGCACUAUAAAGGGAAUAGGGUGCCAUUUGGGACAUACACAGAGACUGAGUGCAUGCCAAUAGGCUAAAAGUGGCUCAGUUCCUCCUUUCUACUGGAGAAGUGAAAGCAGUAUUGCUUUCACCCAGUCUGUUUAUUUCAGAUCAGUAAAAAUGUAGAGAAGGGCUUGAGAGGAUUGAAAUGCACCCAGAGUGUCAAGUCAUGUUACAACUACACAUUACAUGACUGUGUGUAGCCCCCGGUCUCUCAGGGCUCAGUCCUGUGUCUGUCUAUGUGACAGUGAGAUGAUUGUUUAGAGAUUCUUUCAUUCCUGACAUACACAAAGUCCGUCAGGGUCCUCUGCAGUCAUUCUGUUGAGUCAUUCACAGAGCAUACUACUCAGCUAGAUUCAUUUCAAGGAAAAUUGGUCACUGCUGAAAGUAGUCCACAAAUCAGACCUGAGGACAUUGCUUUUCAGUAUACUGUCAGCGUGAAGCUGGUUUCGUCCUGAAGGUUACUCUACUGAGACGGGGUGCGUCCCAAAUUACACACUAUUCCCUUUGUAGUGCACUACUUUUGACCAGAGCCCAAACUGACUUACUGAAUAGAAUUGAAAUUCUAUUCGCUUGGAAUAAGUGUUUUUGGCUGUCUGUACCGUGUUGGUUUAUUUGAUCUUAAUUAGUUGUAGGCCUAAAGGCUUUGCAUAAUCCAUCCGUUAUCAUUGAUGUGAUGAUUAAUAAUGCACCUGUUAAAGGGAUACUUUGGGAUUUUGGCAAUGAAGCCCUUUAUCUACUUCCCCAGAGUCAGGUGAACUCAUGGAUACCAUUUUUAGGUCUCUGCAUCCAGUAUGAAGGAAGUUGGCGCGUUUCACAAGCUAGUGUUAACGAGCGUUAGCGCAAUGACUGUAAGUCUAUGGUAUCUACUAGCAUGCUAGCAGUUACCAUAGACUUCCAGUCAUUGCACUAACACUAGUUGGCAAUUGCAUUAACCCUAGUUGGCAAUUGCAUUAACGCUAGUUGGCAAUUGCAUUAAUGCUAGUUAGCAACUUCCUUCAAACUGCACGCAGACAUAAAAAUGUUAUCCACUAAUUAAUCUGACUCUGGGGAAAUAGAUAAAGUGGUAAUAAGCUUUUUAUACGUUGCUUUUUUUAUUGAUCAUAAAUGUUCCUAAAACCAUGUUCCUUCUCUUUUUGAAGAUGGGGGAGUUGAGAGCCAGCCAUGAGGCUGUGAUGUUAGAGCAAGAGGCCAGCCACUCUGAACAGAUCCAGGCAGUUAAACAGCAGUGUGAGGACUCUCUAGAAGGUACAUUCAUCCUGUCAUGUACACCGUUGUUUUUUUAUAGACCAAAUCUUAAGUUACUGCGAGGUAAAAAUCAGCACAGCACGUGUGUUAAAGUCAUUUAACUUUGAUGAAUCAGAAGUAUUUCUGAUUUUGACUGUCUUGCAUUAUAAUUCUGUUAAACUGUGAUCUCUCUUCAAGAGCUCCGUCAAGCUCAUGAGCGGGAGCUGCAGACAUUGGACAAAAGACUGAAGGAGGCUGAAGUCACUUUAUCUGUAAGCUUCAGCUUCACAUAUCAAAAUAUAUUCCAAUUUAUUUAGUCUCAGGAGAGGUUAGGUGAUAAUGUCCUCAUGAUGUGGUGUUCCUCAGGGCCAGAUUCAGGAGCUCACCGAGGAGAACACGACCCUGAACCACAGGAUAAAGACAGAGGAGGACCAGAGGAGGGAGCUGGCUGAGAGAAAUCAGGUACUGCCAACACGCAACACCCCUCACAUUCACUCUCAUCUUACAGCCCACUCCAAUAACGUUCAGAGGUAAGUGUCAUUGACGCUAAGCAACAGAACUGCCCUAUCUCCCUCCCUCAAUAAUAUAUGCGAUUUAGCAGACACUUUUGUCCAAAGCAACAUAGUCAUGCGUGCACACAUUUUACGUAUGGGUGGUCCCAGGAAUAGAACCCACAAUCCUGGCAUUGCAAGCGCCAUGCUGUAACAACUGAGGCAUACAGGACCUCCAGUGUAUAAUGGUGUUUUCUUCUCUUUCUGUAUUUCUGUCUAUUUCUUAUAUAAUGCACUCCUUUAAACCAGCGCCUCUGGUCAACAGUAGUGCACUAUAAAGUGAAUAGGGUGCCAUUUUUGACACCACCCAAGAGUGCAUUGUUAAAGUUAGGCUGCUGUCGGCAUAAUCAGUAUUGAUUGGGUGCCCAUUUCCUCGCAGCAUUCUAACAAUGCACAUGGAUUGCGAUAACGACCUCUGUACUACCCUUCCAGCCACUCUGGUAGGCUAGAAAUAGACUGACAAUAACCACCAGGAUCAACCCAGUGGUCCACUGCCUGCUUGGGGCUGUGGGAGUCAUGGUGAAUAGUUGAAACACCACACGGUGUAUAGUUUUACAACCUAUAAUGACUUUAAUGCUCUCCUGCUAUGUGGUUGAAAGCAUUGGCCAUGUUUGAGUAAGGCUGUUGUGGUGACCGUAUUACCGUCACACUGGCAGUCAUGAGUCAUGACCGCAGUCAAAUUCCACGUGACUGAGUCACCUCUCCUCUUAUGCACUCUGGACAUGCGUUGGUAGUACCCAACUAGCUAACGAUCAUCAGGUCGCUAAUGGCCUGGUGCUCAGGGCUCUAUUGUCCCUCUAACCACUCACAUCAAUGCAAAUACAAUCGAAAAUCACAUCAAACACUUAUCAAAACAGUUUCAUGCUUUUAAAACUCACCUCACUGUGAUUGAUCAAUUUAAAGAAAGAUGUUCAACAACAGGUUAAACUGAGUGGAAAACAUGGUUGUUGUGGAUGUUGUUUCAAAGCCUAACACAACGAAAUGGAUAGCACUUUAUAAGGUGAUGAUUAAUUCAAAACAUCCAUAUGCAUAUUAGAGCUAAUGCAUAUGCAUAGGCCUAUAUAUGAGCCCAAGCCCACAAAAAAUAAAACAGAAUUAAAAUUAUUGUGCCGUUAUAUACUGAACAAAAAAAUUUACGCAACAUGUAAAGUGUUGGUCCCAUGUUUACAUGUGGAAUGUGAAACGCAGGCCCAGAUCUUAUUUUGGUCCAGUGUAACACACUGACUGCAUUUCCCACCUCUCUCUCAACAGAAACGCACUAGGCUGUUGCUGUUUCUUAGAAUGAUCUAUACUGAACUACAUGGAAAGUGUUGGUCCCAUGUUUCAUGCGCUUAAAUAAAAGAUCCCAGAAAUGUUCCAUUCGCACAAAAAGCUUAUUUCUCUAGAAUUUUGUUCACAAAUGUGGUUACAUCCCUGUUAGUGAGCAUUUCUCCUAUGCCAAGAUAAUCCAUCCACCUGACAGGUGUGGCAUAUCAAGAAGCUGAUUAAACAGCAUGAUCAUUACACAGGUGCACCUUGUGCUGGGGACAAUAAAAGGCCACUCUAAAAUGUGCAGUUUUGUCACACAACACAAUGCCACAGAUGUCUCAAGUUUUGAGGGAGCGUGCAAUUGGCAUGCUGACUGCAGGAAUGUCCACCAGAGCUGUUGCCAGAGAUGUAAUGUUAAUUUCUCUACCAUAAGCCGCCUCCAACGUAAUUUUAGAGAAUUUGGCAGUACGUCCAACCGGCCUCACAACCGCAGACCACAUUUAACCGCGCCAGCCCAGGACCUCCACAACCGGCUUCUUCACCUGUGGGAUCGUUUGAGACCAGCCACCCGGACAGCUGAUGAAACUGAGGAGUAUUUCUGUCUGUAAUAAAGCCCUUUUGUGGUAAAAAAAAUUCUGAUUGGCUGAGCCACCCCCUGGGGAGCCAGGCCCACCCAUGUCUGCGCCCCUGCCCAGUCGUGAAAUCCAUAGAUGAGGGCCUAAUGAAUUUUUUUCAAUUGACUGACUUCCUAAUAUGAACUGUAACUCAGUCAAAUCAUUGAAAUUGUUGCAUGUUGCGUUUUAUUUUUGUUCAGUAUACCAUACAUAGCCUACUGCAUAUUACCCCCCCCCCCAAAAAAAGAAUAAUAAUAAAUAGUAAUGGCCUUUGAGUGUGGACUGUAUUAUUAUGCAUACUGGAUGGACUGGUUACCUUAUGCUACUCUCCAACCUUUCUAUCCAUGAGUGUGGGAGAAAACGUAUAGCCCUAGGCGAUACUGUUGGUUCAUUGAUUGUGCAGAAUGGCUUACAGAGUUAGCCUACAAUUACAGUGAAUUUGUAUUUGAUUUUUAAUAGCCUAUAAUAGAGUUGUCUUAUUUUUUAUAUAAUGAAUAGGCUGACACAUCACCUUUUAGCUACAGAAAUCUCACCACUGUGCAUUUACAUCUCUUCCCCUCUCUCCUUCAUUCCUUACUCCAGCGCGCAGAGAGAGGGGCUGUCAAAAGUUUUAAUGAAAAUAUUUAAUAUGUUUAGUUGUGAAAACAUGUUACUAUCGACGAUCCCGAACAGAUUUAACUUGGUUUCUCAAAAUGAAGCACUGGGUAACUGCAUGAAUAGGGUUGGAGAGGCCAUGGCAUAUACAGUGGCUUACAGUGAAAGUGUUCACCCCCCUUGGCAUUUUUCCUAUUUUGUUGCCUUACAACCUGGAAUUAAAAUUGAUUUUUGGGGGGGUUUGUAUCAUUUGAUUUACACAACAUGCCUACCAUUUUGAAGAUGCAAAAUAUUUUUUCUUGUGAAACAAACGAGAAAUAAGACAAAAAAACAGAACUUGAGCAUGUAUAACUAUUCACCCCCCCAAAGCCAAUACUUUGUAGAGCCACCUUUUGCAGCAAUUACAGCUGCAAGUCUCUUGAGGUAUGUCUCUAUAAGCUUGGCACAUCUAGCCACUGGGAUUUUUGCCCAUUCUUCAAGGCAAAACUGCUCCUUCAAGUUGGAUGGUUUCCGCUGGUGUACAGCACUCUUUAAGUCAUACCACAGAUUCUGAAUUGGAUUGAGGUCUGGGCUUUGACUAGGCCAUUCCAAGACAUUUAAAUGUUUCCCCUUAAACCACUCGACUGUUGCUUUAGCAGUAUGCUUAGGGUCAUUGUCCUGCUGGAAGGUGAACCUCCGUCCCAGUCUCAAAUCUCUGGAAGAAUGAAACAGGUUUCCCUCAAGAAUUUCCCUGUAUUUACCGCCAUCCAUCAUUCCUUCAAUUCUGACCAGUUUCCCAGUCCCUGCCAAUGGAAAAACAUCCCCACAGCAUGAUGCUGCCACCACCAUGCUUCACUGUGGGGAUGGUGUUCUCGGGUGAUGAGAGGUGUUGGGUUUGCGCCAGACAUAGCGUUUUCCUUGAUGGCCAAAAAGCUCAAUUUUAUUCUCAUCUGACCAGAGUACCUUCUUCCAUAUGUUUGGGGAGUCUUCCACAUGGCUUUUGGCGAACACCAAACGUGUUUGCUUAUUUAUUUCUUUAAGCAAUGGCUUUUUUUGGCCACUCUUCCGUAAAGCCCAGCUCUGUGGAGUGUACGGCUUAAAGUGGUCCUAUGGACAGAUACUCCAAUCUCCGCUGUGGAGCUUUGCAGCUCCUUCAGGGUUAUCUUUGGUCUCUUUGUUGCUCUCUCUGAUUAAUGCCCUCAUUGCCUGGUCUGUGAGUUUUGGUGGGCGGCCCUUUCUUGGCAGGUUUAUUGUGGUGCCAUAUUCUUUCAAUGUUUUAAUAAUGGAUUUAAUGGUGCUCCGUGGGAUGUUCAAAGUUUCGGAUAUUUUUUUAUAACCCAACCCUGAUCUGUACUUCUCCACAACUUUGUUCCUGACCUGUUUGGAGAGCUCCUUGGUCUUCAUGGUGCCGCUUGCUUGGUGGUGCCCCUUGCUUAGUGGUGUUGCAUACUCUGGGGCCUUUCAGAACAGGUGUAUAUAUACUGAGCUCAUGUGACACUUAGCUUGCACACAGGUGGACUUUAUUUAACAAGUUAUGUAACUUCUGAAGGUAAUUGGUUGCACCAGAUCUUAUUUAGGGGCUUCAUAGCAAAUGGGUGUCUGAUGGGUGAAAAUAGGAUCACUUGAUGAGAGAACAGCUGUGCAGCAUGAGGCAAGGAACAGAGCGCAAGCUUUUUUUGAAACUUUCUGAAAUCCUGCUCCAGAAUGGGAAAAGUAUCCUUUACAUUUUUUUCAGCUAAGUUGAAUUAUAUUGUUCUUACUAUAAAAUAAUAUAAAAUAAAAAUAAUGGCAUGACUUAUAAGCAAAUCUUGUCAGCUAAAUGAACAAGCCUACAGCCUAUGGCAUGGUGUAUAGCCAGAUAACUUACAGUAGGCCUACUCAUGUUCUGUUCUUCUGAAAUGCAUUUUCUUAAUUUUAAUCAUGUUUCUUUUAGACCUGCCUAAAAUACAUAAUGGAUUUAUUGUAAUGGUGUAUAUUAAAUUGGGCUUACACAGUGGGGUGUUUUUGUCACCUAGGUAUGGUGCCCUCUGUUGAUUUGGUUAUGGAUUUAGGGUUGUAUAACUGUUAUGGGCAGAGGCUAACCUCAUCUGGAAUUAUCACACUCAUUCAGACUAGUCUUAUUCAGACCACCCUCUUGUUGUGCCGUUCCAGAAGGACUCCCUGUAUUUGGAGCAGGAGCUGGAGAGCUUCAAUGUGGUACUGGAUAUCAUGAACAAACAGCUGCAUGAACAGAACCACAAACUGAUGCAGAACAGUGUUACUCACCCUCUUGUUGUGCCGUUCCAGAAGGACUCCCACACCCUGUAUCUGGAGCAGGAGCUGGAGAGCCUCAAUGUGGUGCUGGAUAUCAAGAACAAACAGCUGCACCAACAGGACCACAAACUGAUGCAGAUGGACAAACUGGUGAGCACCAUAGAUACCCCACCCACUCACUGUUAAUGACCUAUAGUUCAGGCAUCAAUUUUAAGACCAUUUUUCUAUCUAGUCUUGAAUGUUUAAUGUUUUGGAUGUUUUUGUAGAUGGAGAAAAGCGUUAAGCUGGACGAAUGCCUUAAAAAGGUCCAGCAGGAGAAUGAGGAUCUGAAAGCCCGCAUGGACAGACAUGCUGCUCUGUCCAGGUAAAACAACUGCUCAUUCUCUUUCUCCUCUAUUCUUCAGUCAACCUGGGACUGGGUGUCUAUGGCCUUCUAUAUAUCUGGGUCUUUUCUCCUCUCUAACUCUUGUCUUGACAUCGCUUUCCAGACAACUGUCCACAGAGCAGGCGGUGCUGCAGGAGUAUCUCCACAAGGAAUCCAAGGUGAACAAGCGUCUGUCUAUGGAGAAUGAGGAGCUCAUCUGGAAGCUGCACAACGGGGACCCGAGCAGCCCCCACAAGAUGUCCCCCACCUCCCCCUCCCACCAUUCCCUCGGCCUCCAAUCACCUCGCAGCACUGCUGUCUUCACCAGCCCCAUCCAAUCACCUCGCAGCUCUGCAGUCUUCUCCAGCCCUCCCGUCUCACCCAGAUAA